Syngnathus typhle (broad-nosed pipefish) is the source of this 5462-nucleotide messenger RNA. It is a transcript of the gene eps15l1a, whose product is annotated as epidermal growth factor receptor pathway substrate 15-like 1a. The transcript is spliced from 26 exons. Gene Ontology annotation, molecular function: cadherin binding; calcium ion binding. The record is from RefSeq and is a predicted model, not a curated record. Gene Ontology annotation, cellular component: cytoplasm; plasma membrane; clathrin coat of coated pit. Gene Ontology annotation, biological process: endosomal transport; endocytosis. Lineage: Eukaryota; Metazoa; Chordata; Actinopteri; Syngnathiformes; Syngnathidae. The coding region runs from base 91 to 2901 and encodes 936 amino acids.
ACACGCUGUCCGCUAGGAGUCGCAGUUUCCCAGCUGCCUGGAUGAGGCAGGGCGGGAGAGGGAGGGUGCGUUCCCGCAGCAACAGAGAAGAUGGCAGCGCUCACAUCUCUCAGCCAGCUGACGAGCGGGAGCGCCGUGUUUGAGAACUUUUACAGACAGGUGGAUCCGGGCAACACGGGGAGAGUGGGACCAACAGAAGCGGCCCUGUUCUUGAAAAAGUCGGGACUUCCAGAUGUGACACUGGGAAAGAUCUGGGAUCUGGCUGAUCCGGAUGGUAAAGGCUACUUGGACAAACCGGGUUUUUACGUGGCGCUGCGUUUGGUGGCGUGUGCGCAGAGCGGCCACGAUGUCAGCGUGUCCAGCCUCAACCUCAGCGUGCCGCCGCCCAAGUUUAAGGACAGCAACAGUCCUUCCCUGAAUGCCUCCACUGAAGCUCACUGGGCCGUCAGGCCAGAGGAGAGGAACAAAUUUGACGGCAUUUUCGAAAGCCUGUCGCCGGUCAACGGCCUGCUGUCGGGGGAGAAGGUCCGACCCGUCCUCAUCAACUCCAAGCUGCCCCUGGACGUACUCGGCAAGGUUUGGGACCUGAGCGACAUCGAUAAAGACGGACAUCUGGACAGAGACGAGUUUGCCGUGGCCAUGCACUUGGUGUACCGCGCAUUGGAGAAGGAGCCCGUGCCAGCCCACCUGCCCGCCGCCCUCAUCCCACCGACCAAGAGAAAGAAAAGUCUGGGAUCGGUGACGGGCGGCGCGCCCCCGCUGCCGGCCAGCCCGCCGCCACCCAAGGACUCCCUGCGCUCCACACCUUCCCACGGCAGCAUGAACUCUCUGAACAGUGCGGGCAGCCUGUCCCCCAAACACACCCUCAAGUCCGCACAGCAUCCCGGCACCUGGGCGGUCCCGCCGUCAGAUCGUGGUCGCUACGACGACAUCUUCCUGAAGACGGACGCGGACCUGGACGGUUUUGUUAGCGGGCUGGAAGUGAAGGACAUCUUCAUGCAGUCUGGACUCUCUCAAGGUGUCCUCGCGCACAUCUGGGCUCUAGCCGACACCAGACAAAUGGGCAAGUUGACCAGGGAGCAGUUUGCGCUCGCUAUGCAUCUCAUCCAGCAGAAAGUUAGCAAAGGUGUGGACCCCCCUCAGGCGCUGACGGCGGAUAUGAUCCCGCCUUCGGAGAGGGGCACUCCUGUCCAGAGCAUGUCGGGGUACAUGACGCCAGUGGGAUCAGAGAUGGCGGCGCUGUCAGAGAUGAGGAGGGACAGCUCCAGUUCGGUGGGUUCGGGCGAGUUUACAGGUAUCAAGGAGCUGGACGACAUCAGCCAGGAGAUCGCCCAGCUGCAGAGGGAGAAGUACACUCUGGAGCAGGACAUCAGGGAGGCGGAAGAGGCCAUCAGGCACAAGAGCGCCGAGGUCCAGGAGAUGCAGAACGACCUGGACCGAGAGGCGGCCUGUCUGCAGGAGCUGGAGGCGCAGAAGCAGGAUGCCCACGACCGCCUGGAGGAGAUGGACCAGCAGAAGCACAAGCUGGAGGACAUGUUGAAUGAGGUCCGCAUCAAGUGUCAGGAGGAGUCUCAGAUGAUCUCGACCCUGCAGAGUCAGAUCCACUCUCAGGAGUCUGACCUGCAGAACCAAGAGGAGGAGCUGAGCCGGGCCAAGGCCGACCUGGGCCGGCUGCAGCAGGAGGAGGACCAGCUGGAGCAGAGUCUAGCCGCCGGCAAGAUUCAGCUGGAGACCAUCAUCAAGUCGUUGAAAGCCACCCAGGAUGAGAUCAACCAGGCGCGCAGUAAACUGUCGCAAAUCCAAGACAGCCAGCAGGACGUGUCCAAAAGCAUCGAGCAGUACAACAGCACCCUGAACGGGACCCACGGAGGAAGCAUGACGAACCUGGCCGACAUGAGCGAGAGCUUCAGUGACAGGGAGAACGGAGCCUUCCCCUCUGUGGGGACGACCUCGCACCCGCAGGUGGCAAAAGAGGAUCCGUUCAAAGUGAAGCCGUCGGUGUUCAACAGUCAACCUCAGGAGCUUCACGCUGACCCUUUCCACUCGGAGGACCCUUUCAGGACGGACCCUUUCAAAGGAGACCCUUUCCAAAACGACCCCUUUGCCAAGCCGCCAGCAGCUUCUGCAGAUCCGUUUGGCGGCGACCCAUUCAAAGAGACUGAUCCGUUCAAGGCCUCGUCUGAAGAUUUCUUUAAGAAGACCUCAAAGCUGGACCCCUUUGCUACAGCGGACCCCUUCAGCAAGAGCGCCACGCUACCCUCAAAGCAAAUGAGUCAUUUCACGAGUGGUGACCCGUUCGCCGGCGCCAACCCCAAAUCUAAAGGAGCAGAUUUGUUUGGCGCUUUGGACCCAUUUGGCAGUAGCUCCUUCAGCGGCAGCAGCAACAGCAGCUCUGCCGGUUUCGCCGACUUCAGCCACAUGGCCAAAGGCAGAGACCCGUUUGAAGGCCGCGCCAGUUGGCUGCCGGACUACCAGAAGGCCGCGUUUACAGAUGAUCCGUUCAGCAGGAAGAGCGACACGCCCGCCCUGCCCCCCAAGAAAGGAGUUCCGCCGAGGCCCAAACCCCCCAGUGGUAAGACGACGCCAGUGAACAUGUCGGGCCCGACGGACGCCCCCAAGCCAUGCGACCCCUUCCAGCCGUUCGGCAGGGACACCACCGACCCUUUCCAGAGUAAAAAGGGUUUGGGGGACCCCUUCAGCGGCAAGGACCCUUUCGCUCCGCCAUCCUCGGCACCAAGGCCUGACAAAGUCAAGUUUAACAAUGAGGCCCAACAGCUGGAGUGGGCCAAGCGGGAGAGUGAGCGGGCUGAGCGGGAUCGCCUGAAGCGUCUCCGGCAACAGGAGCAGGAAGACUUGGAACUCGCCAUCGCACUCAGCAAGGCCGAGAUGUCCAACGCGUGACCGGUCUCCCCACCACCACCAACGUGACUCUUGAAUAUUCUAUUGAAACACACAAACACACGAUUGACAGAUCCACAAAAAAAACCCGCAACCGACUUUAGAGGUCUUGCGUUGAGCCCAGGCGAUGUUGUUCUCCCCCUUUUGUUGGGAGCGUCGGUUAGCGUCCGCUGGUGUUCGUGCUCUAAAAAAAAUGCUCUGGAACGACUCAAUGGGAUUUGACGCUCUUUAUCAUCAUUAUUAACGAUUCACUGUGAUGAGGACAAAAACAACCUCAUUUUGUUUUGUUUGUUAAACUUCUAUUCUCCAGUCGUGCUAUAACUGGACAACAAAAUGGAGGACGGACAUUUGGGCGACGUUAGCUCAUCGUUUUCGUUCCGUCGUCCCUGUUUUUGGUUUCAGGUGUGGUGCAUUUGGACAUGUUAUAUCCAGAGGGUCCAAUACUGAUGCUACUAGACAAGAAAAUGGAGGACAGGUUGAAGAGUUGGCGCUUAGCAACAUCAGCUAACAAUUUUGGCCCAAUCACCUAAAUUGCCCCAUAAGUGUGAUUGGUUGUCUAAAUUGUGACCUGGUGAGUUGCUAGCAACCAGUCCACAUUCAGCUGGGAUAGGCUACAAACUGAUGGAUUUCCCCUAACAAACAUCAAACAACGUACUGUAGUGCUAAAGCAGUAUUAGUUCAUUAUUGCACACGUUUAUAAUUUUUAUGACUUGAUGAGGGAAUCAUUUGUUGUUGUUGUUUUAACAGAAAUGUUUAAAGCUUUUUAUUUGGAUAUUUUUGAAACUACAGAUGAUGAGCUUGUUGGAUGUUUGAAACUACAGCUGAUGUUGUUGAUAGGCAGAACAGGAUGCCGAUACAAACUGGAAAUGUUUUAACCACUCACCAACUUUUUUUGUUGUUUUUUGUACUUGAAUCAACGACCGAAUGGACGUGAUUGAACACACACUGCUGUCUUGACUUGGCGUACUUAUUUAUUCCUGAUGACGGGAAGGUUUACAUUGUGCUCCUUUGCAGAUCCAAACCACUUUAAAAACAAACAAACGCGUAAACGCUUACUGGAUGCUGUGAUUGCGUUGCUGGAUUGAGGCUACUAGAAGACAUAAUACCCAAAUCUGGUUCAAAGAUUACCUUCUUUCCUCCAUGUUAUCUCGAAAUUGAAGUUUAAAUUUGACACCGCUGGCUGGCUGUUAUACUACCGAGUGAAGCACAAUUGGUUAUUAUAACCGCAAGAAACUCACUGAAAAUGUCCAAUAUUUGUCAACAACUAUCCAUCCAGGACUGUAAAAAAGAUGACUGUACAACAAGCAAAAUGCUUUGUUAUCCCCCCCCCCCCCCCCCCCAUGCAAAUGUUCCUGUUAAUGUGAACUCUAUGAUUGAUCACCUUUGAGUUACCAUGUUGGUGCCACUUCCAAUGCAUUUCAAAUCGGGGCUGCAUCUCUUCCCCCCAAUUUGGGGGGUUUACAGUCCGCACAUUCACGAUUCACUCUUUUGUUUGAAGUUGUGUCGCUAAGCUAAAUGAAGUAACUUAAGCAAGGCCAAAUCUUUUUGACAGAAUUGUUGGAACAAAUGGUGGCCCUGCUUGUGCUCCUCGUUGAAGCUAGGAGCUCGCUUGCAGUCUUUGCUAUGCUAGGUUAACUUGUGUCUUACUGCCUGAACUGCUAACUUUUGUUUUUAUUUUUAAAAUUUUGUUGAUUUUGGUAUGUGAUAUCAAGAAUCUAACAUGCUCUUAGAAUUUUAGCAUUUCUUAGCAGCUAAUACAAAUCAAUCAUUUUCUUGAGCAUUGUUGAUUUAAUGACUUCUCUGGUUAAUUUUUUCCCUCGUUGAAACUGGCGACUCGAUGUUAGCUGGUGAAGGAGGCAGAUUUUAUUGAAAUGUUGCAAAUGGACUUUUAAAAGCAUCUCCAACAUAUCACAAAGCGACACAAACAGUGGCGAGCUGCCAGAUAAACUACUUCUGCUUCUAUUGGCCUAAGUAUAUGUGUCACCUAGCAGAGUAGCUAACUGUUGGCAAGCUGUCAGUAUUGUUGUUUCUAAUGCGCCUAAUCUUGCUUGUCAGACAUAAUGAAAGUUGCUUCACUGCCAUCGCCCCUUCUGCAUUUCUGCUCAAACAAUUGGCCGAGUUUAGCUUGUCUGUUCUAUUGAGCCCUACUGUGAAACCUCAGCCGUGCACCAUGCACUGCUUUUUCAGCGGUGACCAUUCAUACCGUUCAUGCUGUAUUUGUCUCCUUUGUGCAAUAGAUGUUUUAUUUUUGUUAUUUUUAUGUCAUGUAUGUUUUUCAUAUGUUCUCCAUCGGUUUGAUGCACUUGCAGCUUCUAAUUCUUUUGGGGCAAUGAAAAUAUUUGGGAGAAAGUGUUCAGGGUACGUUAACCCUGAUAUCCUGACGUGUACAUUCUUUUUUUUGUUUGCUUUUGCUGAGGUGUCUUGAUCUAGAUGAUGUGUAUACUUUCACAUCUUGUAUGGAAAAAGAAAAACCAGAGUGUUACACGAACAAUCGAGUGGAAUACGGUCAUCGUCUUCUACUCUGUUGGACAUUUGUGUUGAAAGAAAAAAGAACUCCUACCUGA